Molecule: messenger RNA, 672 nt
Organism: Rosa chinensis
Lineage: Eukaryota; Viridiplantae; Streptophyta; Magnoliopsida; Rosales; Rosaceae
Product: F-box protein At5g07610-like
Exons: 1
Coding region: 1-672 (223 amino acids)
Molecular function (GO): protein binding
Source: RefSeq, a predicted model, not a curated record
AUGACACAGCUGAGCGUUUCAUCAGCAGAGAGCGUAGCGAAUAUUGAAGAGCUUCUUAGUCAGAUUCUUGUAUGGGUUCCUGCUCUAUCUCUGAUCCGUUUCAAGUGCGUCUCCAAGCACUGGCUCGCUCUCAUCUCCGACCCCGAGUUCCGUCGCCGCCACACCCUCCGAAACCCUAACUCCAAAAUCUCAGCUUUCUUCUCUCCCCAAACCAAUGAAGAAACCUUCAAGUCCAUCCGUCUUGGUAACCAUGAAAUCCCACCUAGGUGCAAUCCCUUCAAAACCCUAAACAAUUCCGUCGCUGAUGCGUCAAAGUUGAGGAUUCUUCAGUCCUGCAAUGGCCUCUUUCUCUGCCAUAUUCCUAUUACUAUAUAUGGAGAACAAACAAAACAUCAUCCCGUAUAUGUUGUCAAUCCCACAACCAACCAAUUCCGGGCCCUCUCUUUUCCAAUUGUCAAAGAAGACAGGGACAGAUAUACUUUUGUACGCUAUGCUUUGGCAUUUGAUCCUUCCACAUCGCCUCAUUACAAGGUGGUCUGCGUGAAUGACUUUCCCCAUUAUUAUAAAAGGAGGCAGCACAAAAUAGACAUAUAUUCAUCUGAGACCGGAGAGUGGAAGCGGUUCCUUUCUUCCCAAGCCCUUCUGACGUGGUCAGACACCAUGAUUUCAUAA